This is a messenger RNA of Thermochaetoides thermophila DSM 1495, 924 nucleotides long. RefSeq lists its product as uncharacterized. The coding region runs from base 1 to 924 and encodes 307 amino acids. The record is from RefSeq and is a predicted model, not a curated record. Lineage: Eukaryota; Fungi; Ascomycota; Sordariomycetes; Sordariales; Chaetomiaceae. The transcript is spliced from 3 exons.
AUGUCAACCCCGGGCCCUGACCCGAAGGUGACCGUCCUCCUCUCUAUCCCGUUUAUGAUCAUCGGCUUUCUGUUGAGCCGCGCCCCUUACAACAUGACGUCUGUGCCACCGACAAAGCCGUGGGCCGAUGGGCCUCUCAAGCUCAUCACCACCCCCCAGUACCAGACUAAGAGGACUGACGUCUUCACCACUGGCGCCACCCACAUGGCCCUCCUGCACAACUCUAUCCUCCGCGGCUUCAACUCCAUCUACCUACAAGCUCCCCUCAUUCUUGAACAGGACAAAGCCGACUUCAUCGGAUACUGCCUUGCUUGGUACAAGUUCGUCAAGUCACACCAUGACGACGAAGAGCAAACCCUCUUCAACAAGAUCGAGGAGGUCCUGCAGGAUAAGACUAUCUUCGCCGAAACACACAAGGAGCAUGAGUCGUUCCUCCCCGGCCUCGCAAAAUUCGAGUCUUACCUCACUUCCGUCCAGACCAACCCCUCUUCCUUUGACGGCGAAGAGCUAGUCCGCAUCAUGUCGACCUUCCAAGCCGACUUCGAGCACCACUUUCACUCCGAAGUCGCCACAAUCGCCGCCUUUGCCGAUCAUCCAAACGCGCCCAAGCCAGACACUCCUGAGAACGAGGCCGCUACAACCACCUUCAAGACAUGGGGCAAGAGCACAGUCACCAAGGCUGGCGUUAUGGACGUUGUGCCGCUCUUCUUGAUGAACCUAGACAAGACUGUGGAGGAGGGUAUGUGGACUAACUGGCCACCAAUGCCUGGGCCGAUUCGCUGGGGUCUGGUCAAUCUGGCUGGUGCUGUGCACUACGGCUGGUGGAAGUUUGCCUCAUGUGAUUCAAACGGGAAACCGCAAGAGUUGUGGGCCUACAGGGCACAGGAAAUCAAGGCGCAAAGGGAAGGAGCUGGGAAGACUUGA